Messenger RNA from Xiphophorus couchianus (Monterrey platyfish), 2961 nucleotides. RefSeq names its product dystrobrevin binding protein 1b (gene dtnbp1b). The transcript is spliced from 4 exons. Gene Ontology annotation, cellular component: plasma membrane; synaptic vesicle membrane; neuron projection. NCBI's taxonomy places the organism in Eukaryota, Metazoa, Chordata, Actinopteri, Cyprinodontiformes, Poeciliidae. Gene Ontology annotation, biological process: negative regulation of protein kinase activity; anterograde synaptic vesicle transport; neuron projection development. The record is from RefSeq and is a predicted model, not a curated record. The coding region runs from base 342 to 1025 and encodes 227 amino acids.
CCCCUCCUCAACCUCAGCGGUCCCCACACUGGAGCAGACGCUGGUGCAGUGUCGAUCCAUACAUGCACGUGUCUUGUCUUUUGGGGCGACCAGCAUUCUUUGAAAACGCCCAGCACUCCAGUUUGCAAGGGUUGUUGUGAGUUAAUCCACACGAGAAUGUGCGCAUGAGCAUCUUUUGUACCGAGGAGCAUGUGCACUGACUGAAAGACACAGCGAGGAUGCGUGGUGGGCAGGAUCUGUCGUGAUCGGUGGAGUUUGUGGUGUACAAUACUUGUGCUGUCAGUCUUCCCCUCCCUCCAGUUUGGUUGUCUGGCGAGGACUAACAGCAGCGUCCUGCCGGGAUGUCCACCUCACCUGGUGCAAGAGAUGGAAGCCAAAUGAGUUCUUUGGAGCUUGAUGCGGAGCAUUCGCAGAAAGUCCCCGGAGCCGAGCAAGCAGGGGUCCCAACACCCCAGGUGAAGCUGAAAGAGAGACAGAAGUUCUUUGAGGAGGCUUUUCAACAAGACAUGGAGCAGUACCUGUCCACUGGAUACCUUCAGAUCACCGAGAGGAGAGAGCCAAUAGGAAGCAUGUCUUCCAUGGAGGUCAACGUGGACAUGCUGGAGCAGAUGGAUCUGAUGGACAUGUCCGACCACGAGGCUCUGGAUGUCUUCCUGCACUCUGGGGGAGAGGACAACAGCGCUGCCUCACCUGUCACAGGUCCAGACAUUGAGUCCUUUACAACCGAGAUCAGCCUCCAGGUCCCCACCCAGGCCGAGCUCCGACACAAGCUUUCGUCCCUGUCCUCCACCUGCACGGAUUCAGCCAGCCAGGACACUGAGGCCGGGGAGGAUGAUGAGGACGAAGACGAGGCUGAGCAAGGAGGAGGCGGCGGCGUUGUUGGAGGAGGUGGAAGGAGAAGAAAACCCCCAGUAGUAGUGACCCUGGAUGAAGAGGAGGUCCACCUGGACACUGCGCUGGCGGACAGAGAGGACCAGGAUGAUCAGAGCAGUCGAGACUGUGAGGAGAGGAGGCAGCAGAUUUGAGGACAGUUGGACUUGAUCUAAAAAGUGAAAACCCGCAGAGCUGCCAAAUCAAACUUAGAUAUAUAUUCUAUUGUAUUCUAUUCUAUUGUAUUUAUUGGCUUUUAUUCCCAAAAACCUUUCCUUUCAUCAGAGAGAUGACACUGAGGUUGCACUAACUGCCACAUAAACUUGCCUUAAGACCAGUGAUGUAAGUUCAGUCUGAUCAAAUGUUUUUCAAGAUGUUUGUGACCCGUUUUUGGCUCAGAAAGAACUGCAAUAGUUUAAGGUUUUUCAGAGAAUCAGAUUCAGUAUUACAGGCUUCUUGCUCAGUCUUUUAAAAAAUUUAUGAAACUUGCUAUGAUUAUAUUCCACAUAUAAGACUAUAUUAUUUACAUGUGAAUCACAAUAAGUUUCAAUCAGCAAACCAAACAUUCAAGCGAUGUUUUUUUUUCUUAAAAAAAGAGAGAAGCAUUCACAAAAAAUAAAAAAUAAAGGACUCAAUAAUAAAUUGUGCAUUUAAAAGAGCACACUUUACUUGAGAUUAAGCUUAUGCAUGACAGAAUAAUCCAGAAAGAGCAGAGAAGCAGAUUAAUCAAAAAACACCUUUGAAAUUGUAUUAUUUUAGGAUUUAUGAAACAUUCGGAGUAUGAGCAUUGUGAAGGUAAAUGAUUGACAAAAACUGUUGAAAAACAUUCAGAAAUGUAGUAGAAAAAUGUGAAAAUAAGAAACUGUGGAAAUCCUGAUGUUCUGUUUCUAUAGCUCUGCAUGUUGAGGCUGAGCGAAGCCUGUUCCUGAUAAAGGAAAUGAGGUCAUAGAUAAGCCAUCGGUCUGACUCGGUAAGCUCAAAUUCUGUUCAUGCUUUAUAGUGAAAUGUAUUGUGCAUAAAUCCUAGACCUGUUUUCUGAUUGUUGGAACAUUAACUGAACAUAUAAUAGUGUUUUUACCUCUCUUAUGUUGAUAACGAAAAAAGACUACCUUCAGCUUCAUCAGGACUGCGAUCCUAACCUUCUUUUCACAGAACAAAAGUAUGUAUUAAAAUCAAACCAAACUCAUUUCCUUUUUUUUUUGGAUAUUUUUUAUUUGGCUUAUCCACAUUUUUUAAGACAAAGCUAUAGUUUUCCUGAUAAAGUGGGGGAAAAGCACACAGCAAGUGCAGCUUCAAAUUUCUCACUAAGUUCUACCUAAGUUCUCACUGCAGGAUGAUCGUCCUGAUUGAGUAAAAUAUAUCCAUAAAGCAUCGUUUAAACGGAUGUAAUGAAAGCUAUUUCUGUGCCAGUAUAAAUUAGAUUUUUGGUGUAACUUCGAUUAAUCGAGCCGAUUAAUGAUGUGCAGAGGGCACAAAAUAUUCUUACUUUCAUUUUGGAUAAAUGUGACAACCAGCUCUCAUGUGCCAAAUUUCGGAUUUUACUCCUGUCAAAACUGACUGUCCUGCUGACAUGCUGGCAAAGGUUUCAGUUGUCUUAGAAACAUUUGCUCACACAAACAUGAACCUUGCCUAUGACCUGUACAUUUUGGACAGAUUUCUUCUGAACUAGGACCAAAUCCCCAUCUUGGAGCGUGCUAUGCACUGGACAUCGGCCUGAAGGCUAACCCUUGUCCAAAUUUUUAUUUAGUUUUGGUUUUUUGGGUCGGAAAUUGUUAAUAUUUGUGCAGUGUAAAUGCAUUUUUCCUUCAUUUUCUUACCCUUUGUUUAAUUUUCUUGACUUGUUAAUGUUUCUGCUCAAGAGUGAGUUGAUUUCCCUCUAAGCAUUUUGAGAAAAAAGAAAUGUGAGCAAGAUUAAAAGUGUGAGUGAAAACACACCGUUUGUUCAUUAUUGAGUUAUGGUCCUGCAUGUUUGGAAAGAAAAGUGUCUCUUAAACCAGGAAUUACUUUUCUGUGUGUGUAUUAAUUUUGUUUUUCCCGAGAGAUAUAAGGCAUCACCACUGCAACACUGAGAGUAAAUGUCUUUUCAAGGCU